Exophiala mesophila is the source of this 1719-nucleotide messenger RNA. RefSeq lists its product as uncharacterized. Gene Ontology annotation, molecular function: methyltransferase activity. The record is from RefSeq and is a predicted model, not a curated record. Lineage: Eukaryota; Fungi; Ascomycota; Eurotiomycetes; Chaetothyriales; Herpotrichiellaceae. The transcript is spliced from 4 exons. Bases 78 to 1097 code for a protein of 339 amino acids.
CCCCUGUGUUUGUCUUUUUGGUCUGUUUCGUCAAGACUCUUGCCCAAGAGAGUCGGUGUCUAUGACCGGCAAAUUCAAUGGCGACGAGCCAAGAUGACACCGCUCAAGUUGAUAUCAAUCCAUCUGCAGAGAUAGAACCUGAAGCGCCUGGACUUGUUGACGAUGCCGACUCUGCGUUUGGUGACGACAUGCAUUCAGAGACCACCACUAUAUCGACGGCGAUCCUGCAACAUCGUAAAGAGAACGGACGAACAUACCACAGUUUUCGAGCAGGCGAGAACGACUACUAUGCACCGAAUGACGAACAGCAGAAUGCGCAACUCGACCUAGGACAUCAUAUGCUCACGCAACUUCUGGGCGGCAAGUUGUACUUGUGUCCCCUUCCCGAGUCCUGCCAUAGGGCAAUAGACGUGGGAUGUGGAACUGGCAUCUGGGCAAUCGACUUUGCGGAUGAUCAUCCUGAUUGUGAGGUGAUUGGAACCGACCUGAGCGCCAUCCAGCCUCACUGGGUGCCGCCAAACUGCAAGUUUGUCAUCGAUGACUGUAGCAGUGAGUGGAACUAUCCACCGGGGCACUUUGACUUUGUCCACGUCCGAUGUCUGUACGGCAGCAUCUCAGAUUGGCCAGCGCUCUACCGGCAAAUUUUCCUGCAUACCAAGCCUGGAGGCUACUUUGAAGAGAUGGAGAUGUCAAUCGAGUUCGUCAGCGACGAUGGAACCAUUGACGAGCACCAUAUCAUGAGCCAAUGGAGUCGAACAUUCCUCGAAGCUGGUGAACGUGCCGGCAAGACCAUGAGAACGGCAGAUUACGCGGCCAAAUUGAUUCGAGAAGCUGGAUUUGUCGACGUGGUAGAGAAAUGGUUCAAAGUCCCUCUGGGGGUCUGGCCAAGGGACAAGAAUUUGAAGACAAUCGGACUCUACAAUCACCAUUUCGUCAAGGAGGGCUUGGAGGGAUGGGCCAUGUAUCUGCUCACCCGCGUCAUGAACUGGUCGGUACCAGAAGUACAGAUUUUCGUUGCAAAGAUGAAAAAUGCUAUCGACGACCGGAGAAAUCACGGCUACUAUCGGGUAGUGGUGGUAUAUGGACGGAGGCCAUGAAAGGUGUGACCGUGUCCUCCUACUGACGAAGUAACGAGAUAUGACUUGCGUUUGAGCCAGACACCUUCUUUUUGUUUUAUAUUAGCAGGCAUUCUCUUCAACCAUCCGCUUCUACUCGAAAUACCACGACUCGUCUCGAAUCUAUACUGUCAGCAUCUGCUUGCGUCGAAAGGAUGGUCAGUUCAUUGUGAGUGGAAAGCCGAACCUUGUCGAUUCGGGGUUCGGAGUGGCAAUUCGGCAUUUCGCAACAUGGUUGGAAUCUAGCAUAGCCACUUGAGUGUGAGGCUUUUAAAAUGCGCAGUUUUUGUUGUGCGCUAUCCGGCAGUGCGAGGUAAAGAUCAUUGUUCCCAUCAAUGGCAAUGUCGCCACGUCGGACGAUGCUGGAGCUUUCGAGUCCUAAAAUUGGGUUCGAAGUCCAAAGUCCUAGUCAAACAGUCAGGGGAAUAAUGGGUCGAAGCGAAAGGGGCUGUGGGGCCGCAUGCUUGCCAGAAGGAUUUCGGUAGUAAUGUUUCCAUUCUAAUCGCCCACUUACUGUCUGUCGAUUCAGCAUGUGCACGCCGCCUUCCAGGUCAACAGCCUGAGAUUCCUGGUUGAUGAGCCCAGAGUUCUUUGGGAUGGAAAA